This is a messenger RNA of Eucalyptus grandis, 5646 nucleotides long. RefSeq names its product ABC transporter C family member 10. Gene Ontology annotation, cellular component: vacuolar membrane; plant-type vacuole. NCBI's taxonomy places the organism in Eukaryota, Viridiplantae, Streptophyta, Magnoliopsida, Myrtales, Myrtaceae. Gene Ontology annotation, molecular function: ABC-type transporter activity; ATP hydrolysis activity; ATP binding. The record is from RefSeq and is a predicted model, not a curated record. Gene Ontology annotation, biological process: transmembrane transport. The transcript has 12 exons. The coding region runs from base 636 to 5090 and encodes 1484 amino acids.
UAAGACCCUCCCAAAGUUCUAAUAAACCACGCGAGAAAGCGACGGGCCACGAAACAAAGGUGCGCUGACCCGACUUCCUUUCGCUUGCCACGGAACGCUUCUCGUCGGCAGCGAUUUCGGGUCUCGUGCGGUUUCCUGGUUGGCGCUCGCCCUUUUGAUUUUUUUCCUGUGCUUCUGGCUUCACGAUAUAAAAAAUGGAUGGAUAAAUUCUGAUGCUGUUUCUGGAGUUUCCUGCCAAUAUUGCUCUUCAAGCGUCGGCGACGUCGCCGUCAUGGGAUUCUUUAUUAGCACUUGUAGUUUUCUCGCGGAGACAAUCCUUCUUUUCUCUGUAUUUUAGGCCUUGCGGCGGUUGAAUCCAAGUUGGUUUCGAAGUCUCCUCAUCAUUGUUGGAGCAUCGAGUCUGUUGAAAAAGAGGGGAAGACUCAGAGAGAGAGAGAGAGAGAGCGAGCGAAACGUUUCGGUGGAACUCACGAGUAUUUCGACUUCUGAAGCAGCAAAAGCAAAACCUUUUCUCUUUUCUCUGGACGAGCUCUUUCAGGGGAAGAAAGAAACCCUUCUGUGAAAUAAAGCCUAGAGGAAAGCUGUCGCCUCUGGACCAUUCAAGAGUCCAAAGGCAAGAAGAGAGCAAGUAGAAGAUGAUGGGCAAUCUAUGGGAUGUGUUUUGCGGGGAAUCCGACUGCACAGAUGCAGACGGAGGAACUUGCACACCCAACAUUUUGUCUUUCGGUCAUCCUUCUGCCUGUAUCAACCACAUCCUCGUCAUUUGCUUCACCAUUGUUCUGUUGGCCUUGCUUUUGUUUAGUAUGAUUCGGAAGUCAGCAUCAAAGUCAGUCCGCGCCCCAUCUUGGUAUUUAAGGCUCUCGCAGUUGCAAAUAGCAUCGGCCAUAGUGAAUGGCUUUGUCGGGCUAAUCUACUUAGGUUUGGGCAUUUGGAUUUUGGAAGAGAAGCUGAGACAAAUGCAGACUGCUUUACCGCUCACCCGGUGGUUAGCAGCCGUUUUUCAAGGUUUUACGUGGUUGUUCAUUGGCUUGAUUGGUAGUCUUCGGAUGAGAGAUCUCCCAAGGAUGCCUUUGCGGCUAUUGGCCAUUCUUGCCUUCUUGUUUGCAGGUGUGCUCUGCGUUUUAUCUAUGUUCACUGCGAUAACAAGCAGAGAAGUCUCUCUUAAGAUAGCUUUGGACAUUCUUUCAUUCCUUGGAGCAUCUCUUUUGUUAUUUUGUGCUUGUAAGGGAUAUGAAGAUCUUGAUAAGGAUAAUGUUACAAAUGGAGGCGAUCUGUAUAUUCCACUGACCAGAGAGGCCAAUGGUAGUGGCAAAGCCGAUACAGUUGCUGAAGUUUCUCCAUUUGCCAGAGCUGGAUUUUUCAACAGAAUGUCAUUUUGGUGGUUGAACUCUCUGAUGAAAAGAGGAAGAGAAAAGACUCUCAAGGAAGAAGAUGUACCGAAGUUGCGGGAGGCUGAUAGAGCAGAAAAUUGUUAUGCAUCAUUCUUGGAGCAGUUGAACAGACAAAAGAUAGCAGACCCUUCAUCACCACCAUCUAUUUUGAGGACAAUAAUCAUUUGCCAGUGGAGAGAGACCAUCAUAUCUGGGUUCUUCGCACUUCUGAAAAUUCUCACUAUUUCUGCCGGUCCCCUGCUUCUCAAUGCCUUCAUUGAGGUUGCCGAGGGAAAAGAAAGCUUUAAGCACGAAGGUUAUGUGUUGGCAAUCUCUCUCUUUUUUUCAAAGUCUUUGGAAUCUUUAGCUCAAAGGCAAUGGUACUUCAGGAGCAGACUUAUCGGUCUGCAAGUGAGGUCCUUGCUAUCAGCAGCCAUUUAUAGGAAACAGUUGAGAUUGUCCAAUGCUGCUCGGCUUAUGCAUUCGGGAGGUGAGAUCAUGAAUUACGUGAGUGUUGAUGCUUAUAGAAUCGGAGAAUUUCCUUUUUGGUUUCAUCAGACAUGGACAACAAGCCUCCAGCUCUGCAUCGCACUUGUGAUUCUAUUUCGUGCUGUGGGUUUGGCAACAAUUGCAUCUUUGGUAGUUAUCAUUAUUACAGUGCUUUGUAAUACACCGCUUGCAAAGUUGCAGCAUAAGUUUCAGACUAGACUUAUGGCAGCACAAGAUGAGAGGCUGAAGGCGUGCACUGAGGCUCUAGUGAACAUGAAAGUUUUGAAAUUAUAUGGUUGGGAAGUUCAUUUUAAGAGUGUCAUUGAAAGCUUGAGGGCAGUGGAAUACAAAUGGUUAUCAGCUGUGCAGCUACGGAAGGCAUAUAAUAGUAUUCUUUUCUGGUCCUCGCCUGUUCUGGUUUCAGCUGCUACAUUUGGGGCAUGUUAUUUCCUAAACAUUCCUCUGCGCGCUAAUAACGUCUUUACAUUCGUGGCUACGUUGCGCCUUGUUCAGGACCCAAUCCGCUCUAUUCCUGAUGUGAUUGGUGUGGUAAUCCAAGCGAAGGUCGCAUUGACACGGAUUGUGAAGUUUCUUGAGGCUCCGGAGCUGCAGAAUAGAAAUGUCAGGCAGAAGAGAAACUUUGAGAGGGUAGACCAUACAAUUAUCAUAAAGUCAGCAAGUUUCUCAUGGGAAGGGAAGUCACUGAAUCCCACUCUUAGGAACGUUAACCUUGAAGUCAGGCCUGGUGAAAAAGUCGCUAUAUGUGGAGAAGUUGGUUCUGGAAAAUCGACCCUUUUGGCAGCAAUUCUAGGAGAAGUUCCAAAUACUGAAGGAACUAUUCAAGUCUAUGGAAAGAUCGCCUAUGUUUCUCAGAAUGCAUGGAUCCAGACCGGGAGCAUCCAAGAAAACAUUUUAUUUGGUUCUGCAAUGGAUAGUCGGCGUUACCGAGAGACGCUUGAGAAAUGUUCAUUGGUGAAAGAUCUAGAGUUGCUUCCCUAUGGCGACCUCACUGAAAUUGGUGAAAGAGGAGUUAAUCUCAGUGGUGGCCAGAAGCAGCGGAUUCAACUUGCUCGUGCUCUCUACCAGGACGCCGACAUAUACCUGUUAGAUGACCCUUUCAGUGCUGUAGAUGCACAUACUGCUACCAGCCUAUUUAAUGAAUACAUUGUGGAAGCACUUUCUGGAAAGACAGUCCUACUGGUGACUCAUCAAGUUGAUUUCCUUCCUGCAUUUGAUUGUGUCCUGUUGAUGGCAGAUGGAGAAAUCCUGCAAGCCGCUCCUUACCAUCAUUUACUUGCCUCGAGCCAAGAGUUUCAAGACCUUGUCCAUGCGCAUAAAGAGACUGCUGGAUCUGAAAGACUUGCAGAGGUCACUUCUUCCUCAAAACAGGGAACAUCCUUGCAAGAGAUUAAGAAGACAUACUUAGGGAAACAAGAGAAAGCGCCAAUAGGCAGUCAAUUGAUCAAACAAGAGGAGAGGGAGAUUGGAGAUACAGGGUUUAAACCAUACCUACAAUAUCUGAAUCAGAAUAAAGGCUAUAUAUACUUUGCUAUGGCCUGUCUUUCUCAAGUUAUAUUUGUAGCUUGUCAAAUAUCUCAAAACUCCUGGAUGGCAGCAAAUGUGGAGAAUCCUCAAGUUAGCACAUUGCUUUUGAUCACAGUUUACUUGGUGAUCGGGUUUUCCUCGCUGCUGUUUUUGCUGUCUAGAUCGCUCUUUGUAGUUGUUCUUGGCCUUCAGUCGUCAAAAUCUCUCUUUUCUCAGCUGCUAAACUCCCUCUUCCGCGCACCAAUGUCUUUCUAUGAUUCAACACCCCUGGGGAGAAUACUUAGUAGGGUCUCUGCUGAUCUCAGCAUUGUGGAUAUCGAUGUCCCAUUCAGUAUGGUUUUUGCUGUUGGAGCCACAGGCAAUACAUAUGCUAAUCUUGGAGUACUGGCGGUUGUUACGUGGCAAGUCCUUUUUGUGUCGAUACCGAUGAUAUAUUUCGCAAUUCAGUUACAGAGAUACUAUUUUUCAUCUGCGAAGGAGUUGAUGCGACUCAAUGGCACGACCAAGUCUUAUGUUGCAAAUCAUCUUGCCGAGUCAGUGGCAGGGGCAGUGUCCAUAAGAGCUUUUGAAGAGGAGGAAAGGUUCUUUAGAAAGAACCUGGAUCUUAUUGAUGAGAAUGCUAGUCCCUUUUUCCACAGUUUCGCAGCCAAUGAAUGGUUGAUACAGCGUCUAGAAAUACUUAGUGCUGCUGUUCUGUCCUCCACGGCACUCUCUAUGGUUUUGCUUCCUCUAGGAACAUUUAGCCCUGGAUUCAUCGGAAUGGCAUUAUCUUAUGGUCUCUCCCUGAAUGUAUCCCUUGUCUUCUCAAUACAAAACCAAUGCACUCUGGCGAAUCAUAUUAUAUCAGUGGAGAGGCUUAACCAGUACAUGCACAUACCAAGUGAAGCCCCUCUCCUAAUAGAAGAAAGCCGACCUCCUACCAACUGGCCAUCUGUGGGGAAAGUCGAGAUUGUUGAUCUGCAGAUAAGGUAUAGGCCCGAUACGCCCCUUGUUCUUCGAGGGAUCAGUUGCACUUUCGAAGGAGGACACAAGAUAGGCAUCGUCGGUCGAACUGGCAGUGGGAAGACAACCUUGAUUGGGGCUCUAUUCCGCCUAGUGGAGCCUGCAGGAGGGAAAGUUCUUGUAGAUGGUGUCGAUAUCACUAAGAUUGGGCUUCACGAUCUCAGGUCACGGUUCGGGAUUAUACCUCAAGAGCCCACUCUUUUCAAUGGGACAGUGAGAUAUAACUUGGACCCCUUGUCUCAACACACUGACCAAGAAAUUUGGGAGGUUCUUGGGAAGUGCCAGCUCCAAGAGGCGGUUCAGGAGAAACAAGAGGGACUCGACUCCAUGGUUGUGGAAGAUGGGUCGAAUUGGAGCAUGGGGCAACGGCAAUUGUUCUGCUUGGGCCGCGCACUUCUGAGGAGAAGCCGGAUACUGGUGCUCGAUGAAGCAACUGCAUCGAUAGACAAUGCGACCGACUUGAUUUUACAGAGAAUUAUUCGUGCUGAAUUUGCUGAUUGCACGGUUAUCACUGUGGCUCACAGAAUACCGACGGUAAUGGACUGCACAAAGGUCCUUGCCAUUAGUGACGGUAAGCUAGUGGAGUACGACGAGCCAAUGAAGCUGGUGAAAAGAGAGGACUCGCUGUUCGGGCAGCUAGUUAAGGAAUACUGGUCGCACUCGAAUGCUGCGGAGACCCACUGAAGCAAAAUCGGGUUCCUCGUGAAGCAUUCUCUGGUUCCCCUUCUGGGGUGUUUUAGCAAUCAGGAGGGGGGAUUUGUGACUAGAUUGUUCAAUUGUACAAUAAUGCGGGGCGAAGUAGAAGGGGAGAAACAUUAGGAGAUUGAUAGUUCUGCAUUGUAUCCUUAGGUGUGUCGGUAAGAAGAAACUAUGCUCUUUUUGAAUGAGCCAUAGGCAGUGGGUAAAGAGUAAUCGAGAGAAAGAAGGGAGAGAAAUGGUGGCGGUUUGUCGGAAAACGUUGAUUGAUGCCGUAAUACGUCUUUUGCAUGUGAUUGUUGAGCGUUCCUCGUUUUUGUGAUUGGUGAGUGUUCCUUGUUUUUCCUCUCGCCAGUUAGUUUUUGUUCUAGGAAUCAAAACUAUUGCCCUAGCUGUGUUGGCUGCGUCAGUGACACUCCGGUCGAGAUUUGAGUUGUUCAAUGGUGAUAAUGAGGAUUUCACAUGUUGCAAUCUGUACCUCCUGUUUGAGGGAUACUGAUUUUUUCGAAAUCAGUCAUGCUAUACAGUAACUCAACUAGCAGCA